Messenger RNA from Fusarium oxysporum Fo47, 1004 nucleotides. RefSeq names its product riboflavin synthase. Gene Ontology annotation, biological process: riboflavin biosynthetic process. The record is from RefSeq and is a predicted model, not a curated record. The transcript is spliced from 2 exons. Lineage: Eukaryota; Fungi; Ascomycota; Sordariomycetes; Hypocreales; Nectriaceae. The coding region runs from base 178 to 882 and encodes 234 amino acids. Gene Ontology annotation, molecular function: riboflavin synthase activity.
UUCAGAGCCAGUGCGGGGCAUUCGCGGGCCGCGGGGCAGAGUGGAAUAGCAUCAGUACCCAUCCGACUCAUUAAGCAUUUGUCAUUGCUUGUUACCUGUAGACUUUCCGUUAACUUCGAUAUAUAAUCCUACCUAUUCAACAUCGCUGACCCAGGCAUCAAAUCAUAUAUUCCCAUCAUGUUUACCGGAAUUGUUGAAGAAGUGGGAGUUGUCUCCAACCUCAACACCAAUGACUCAACAGGAGGCACCUCUCUGACCAUUUCCAUUCCUUCUGGGUCAAAGCUCCUCUCAGACUGCCAUGACGGCGACUCCAUUUCUGUCAACGGCGUCUGCCUUACAGUCACAUCCUUCACCUCCGAGGCUUUCACCAUUGGCGUUGCCCCCGAGACUCUACGCAUCACCAACUUAGGCGAUCUCAAGGAGGGCAGUAACGUCAACCUUGAGCGUGCUGUUCGGGCUGAUACCCGCAUGGGCGGCCACUUUGUUCAGGGUCAUGUCGACACUACUGCCGAGAUCCUCUCUGUUGAGAAGGAUGGCAAUGCCUUGACCUUCCGGUUCCAACCAGCCCGCAAGGAUAUGCUGCGGUACAUUGUGUACAAGGGUUUUAUCGCCAUCGAUGGCACAAGCUUGACUGUCACCAAGGUCAACGAUGAUGAAGCAUGGUGGGAGGUUAUGCUGAUUGCGUACACCCAAGAGAGGGUUGUCGUGGCGCAGAAGAAGAAGGGUGACACUGUCAAUGUUGAGGUUGAUAUGAUGGCCAAGUAUGCAGAGAAGUCUCUGGGCGGUGUUGUUGGCUCGGAACCUGGAGCUGCUGCCUCGUUUCCCUUUAUUGAGAAGAUCGUUGAGAGAAUCGUGGCCCAGGGAUUCGGCGGAAAGCCAUGAGGCUAAUAGAUUUCAUCAUUAAAGGUUUAGGUUCGUAUUUCUCAUAAUCCUGGGUAUCACUAUGCUCAUGGAUCCUAUCGGCUUGAUACCACCAACGCUUUAAUACAAAUGCCUUGAAAUAC